This is a messenger RNA of Owenia fusiformis, 3514 nucleotides long. Lineage: Eukaryota; Metazoa; Annelida; Polychaeta; Sabellida; Oweniidae. The record is from the annotation of a GenBank genome assembly.
AAAUCAAAUGUUUUUGAUUUAUUUCUCUCUUGGUCGGAUUAAAUCAGAAAAUGGACGAGGAAGAGAGUUAGAAUAGUGUGAUUGAUCUGUAAGCAUGUGGGGUCACAUAUUAUGGAGCUGCAAGUUUCUGCAGAAGACACUUCCUUGCCAUACAAAUAUGUCCUCUCUAAGGUUACGGAAAUCUAAACUGUUUCCAUGUUUUGAGGCCUUAUAUGUACAUUUCCAUAGUAACCAGAACUGUACCUAUGGCAACCAAAAAUAUAACUCUGAAAUCAAUCUCCAAUGGCCGGCUGCAAAAAUAAGAGAAACAUUUAAGGAGUUCUUUCUAUCCUACAAAGGUCUGGAGCAUGCAUAUUGUAGGCCAGCCAACGUGUGUACCAAUGAAAAGGGGACUUAUUUCACCAUGGCUGGGAUGCAACAGUUUAAAGAAAAAUUCCUUGAUUUAGAAGCAAAUGACAGUCAGUUUAGAGAUGUUAGAAGAGCGGUCAACAGUCAGAGAUGUAUUCGGGUUGGCGGGAAACAUAACGAUCUAGAGGAUGUAGGCAGAGACACCUAUCAUCACACCUUGUUUGAAAUGCUUGGGAAUUGGUCCUUUAGAGACUACUGGAAGGAAGAUGCAUGUAAGAUGGCCUGGGAGUUACUUACUAAAGUGUAUGAUAUACCUCCUGAAAGACUUUACGUCACAUACUUCCAUGGUGCUGAGUCUUUAAACAUUGGCCCUGAUCUGGAGACUAGAGACAUAUGGCUUAAUAUAGGGGUUCCUUCAGAGAGGCUCAUUCCAUGUGGUGAAAAGGACAAUUUCUGGACCAUGGGGGACUAUGGGCCAUGUGGGCCAUGUUCUGAGAUCCACUAUGACCAUAAAGGAGGCAGGGAUGCUGCCCAUCUAGUCAAUAAGGACUCUAAUGAUGUCGUCGAACUAUGGAAUUUGGUCUUUAUGCAGUAUAACAGGUCAACUAAAUUACUUCCACUAUCAAGGAAACAUGUUGACACUGGGAUGGGGCUUGAGCGAUUAACUGCUGUACUACAGGGGAAGACAUCCAAUUACGACACUGAUUUAUUUACACCAAUAUUUAAGGCCAUUGAAAAGCAUACAGGUGCCGAAGCUUAUCAGGGCAAAGUAGGGGCUGAGGAUAUAGCUGAGGUUGACACUGCAUAUCGUAUCUUGGCUGAUCAUGCCAGAAUGUACACAGCAGUCAUGUUAGAAGAUGUACACCCAGGGGCCCGCGGGACAGGCCAUAAAUUACGUCAUGUCAUGACAAGGGCUCUUUAUUACGCUAUGGUCUCCCUUGAUGCGCCACCUGGUGUACUGAAAAGUUGUGUGCCAUCUGCCACAGAAUCUUUGGGGCUGAAUCUCAGAAAGACGACUAUGACAGUAUGUGACGACUUAGAAGCUCAAUUUAGACAAACACACAAGAGUAGACCAAAUAUGCACUCCCUAGAUUUUAUAGAAAUUGCUGAAACAGAUGACGAAAGUGAUGACUGUGCGCCAUCUAUACUGCCAGUGGAACAUAUACUACGGGAGAAUAAUGUUCCUUACACAGAGGACUCUUAUAAAUAUCAUACUGCAGGUUAUAAACUGGAAGGGAAGAUAGUCUCCAUUUUGAAACAUCAAGGAGGUAACCAUGGGCAGGAGGAGAGAAAUCUUGUAAAAUCACUUCACCAAGGAGAAUUUGGAUGGCUGAUUCUAAACAAGACUUGCUUCUAUACAGAAGCUGGUGGACAGGUCGGCGAUACAGGAUAUAUUUAUUUGAAUGAACAAGGUGGUGUCUUCAAGGUUACUGAGAUGUUGAAAGAAGGACAAUACAUCAUUCACAAUGGAGUCAUGGAAAAAGGAUCUUGUUCCCAUGGUGACAAAGCUGUUUUGGAAAUUGACCAGGUGAGGCGUACAAAGGUCAUGUGCAAUCACACCGCCACUCACCUGCUUAACUUUGUGAUUCGUAAAAUGACUCGGAACACAAACGAAGGCUACAGGAGGACUUAUUCAGAUGAUGUUGCUCAGAUGGGAUCUUAUGUAGGGUCUGAUAAACUAACAUUUGAUUUCACAGCAAAUGAUGGCGACUCUUUAGAUGUUGAGAUGAUAGAGGGGGAAGUGAAUAAACUGAUCAGGCAAGGUCUGGUUGUCUAUAAGCAAGAGACAGAUCAUGAUGAUGCGUUGUUGGUAGAUGGUCUCAUAUACAUGAGGAAUAUGAAUUAUAAAAAGCAUGUACGAAUGGUGUCUAUUGGUGUGUCCGUCGACAAACUACUGGAGAAUCUCGGAGAAAGUGUGGCAUACAAGAAUUCUGUAGAGCUCUGCGGUGGAACCCAUGUGUCAAAGACUUCCAGUAUAAGACACUUCGUUGUGACAAAGUUUAACAAAGUGUCUGCUGUGGUAUACAGACUGUCAGCUGUAACAGGGGAUACUGCAGAACAGCUUAUUAAGGACUCGGAAUAUCUGAAAAGGGAGGUAGCCUCACUCUGGAACUUGCGAAGAUCUGGAAACCAAAAUGAAGUGCAGGAUUAUGAAGAUAGAAUCAAAAGAUGCGAACAAUUGUAUACAGAUGCCUCGUGGUCAGUGAAGAAUGAUGCGACUUUGUGGGAAAAAUUACAAAAACUCAGAGAAACACGAAACAUGACUAAAAAUAAAGAUAUUAGGUCAAAAGUCUCUGAGAUAUUUUCGACUGAGAUAAUGGAGAAUAUAGAAGAUGGAUGCGUAGCUUGUCGACUAAAUGCUGAUAACUUCAUGAAACAGGGCAAGAGAUAUUUCCGUGAUAAUCCACCUGACCAUCCUGUGAUGAUUUGGAAUUAUAAAGAAGGCAAACAAAAGAGGUUCAAGGGACAGAGAAGUGUCCUGGCAUUGUUUUAUAUACCAAAGGACCACAUAGCCAAAGACUUUGACCCUCAACAAUGGGCUAAAUACACCUUUCAGGGCCACUUUAGUGGUCAGGCUGAAAAGUUUAUAGACCCAAACAUGUAUAAUGGAGAUAUUAUACAGGAAGUAGUGCUCAAUAAGCCACCUAGUGGUGAUAUGCAGAACUAUGAACGAAGAGCUAGGGAAUAUAUAAAGAACAAAAGAUAAUGUGGCUGAUAAUUUUAUUGGUAACUGUUCUUUUUGGCCUGGAAACUUUUCAGGAUGAUUGGUCUGAAAUCAUGCUUGAUAUUGGGCAUGAAAUUAUGCUUGAUAUAGUGUAAUAAUGGUCCCAAAAACUUGGCAGGGUAAGAGCUGCUUGAUAAUGGUCCUGAAAAUCAUGCUGAAUAAUGUGAACACUAUUAACUAGAUUACUUUUAACUGGUAUAUAAAUCAUGGGAUUUGGAUAAGGAAUCAUAUUUCCUUCAGACGGAGUAAAGUAUUUAUACACAGAUGAGACAUAAUAUGAAAUAAAAAAAGAUCUUAUUAUAAAACCUUAUAUUUUAUUGAUUUCACUCUAUUCCAAACAGUAAGUACAUGUACACUGUAUAUGUUUUAAGUUGCACAGUUGUAUUCAGUAAAACCUAUGUAAAUGGAACACCUUUAAAACUUUAAAUCAUGUUUCAUUUU